GGAGGUAAGUGUUUUGAUUGUUUCUGGUCCUCGUCCCGUGCUUAUGAUCUUCAUGCUUGCAGCUGCUCGCCUGUUGGCACGAUGUGGUAAGUGCCUCAAUGGUUUUCUGUCUGCAACCCAUGUGGACAGGUCUUACAUCUUGCUCUUGUUUUUGGCAGGUGGUGAGUGUCUUGAUAUACCCUGUAUUGAAAUCCUUAUUUUCCAUGGUCAUUCAUAUUGCGUAUUUUCUUGCACUGCGCAGAAUGAGGCACGUACCUCGCUCUAUGGAGUUGAUUCUGAUACCCAUACUUUCAACCUUUGGCUAGGCCACAAUCGAGCGAAAUGACAUUAUCCGCGUCCUUCAGCCUUUGGUUGCGAAGGGAUCAUUGUUCACUGCUGCUGCGAAAAGAAUCAUUGAGACUGGUAUUGCUACUAUUAUCGUCCUCGAGUACUCUGCCUUUCUCUCGAACAACAUAAAAAACUUGGAGCACGUCGAGUUUGCCGUGAGCGAAUACCUGAAAUCUCCGGCGGCUCACGCAGUGGAGAAAGGAGCGAAAGAGAUUUA
Messenger RNA from Suillus discolor, 544 nucleotides. RefSeq lists its product as uncharacterized. The transcript has 6 exons. Lineage: Eukaryota; Fungi; Basidiomycota; Agaricomycetes; Boletales; Suillaceae. Bases 44 to 325 code for a protein of 93 amino acids. The record is from RefSeq and is a predicted model, not a curated record.